AUGCUGUACAACAAGGAUGGAAGACCAACAGAAUUGUUUGUAGAAGAAGAAUCAGAAGUUGAUAAGGACGAAAUUGGACCAGACAUUAUGAGGGAGGAAGUACUAAAAGCAAUUGAAGAGCUAAAAACAGGAAAGGCAGAAGGAACAGACAGUAUACCGGCGGAAAUGUUGAAGAUCUUAAAGGACACUACAUUGAAUGAGGUAGUGAUACUGUGUCAGCAGAUGUAUUUAGAAGGUAAAUGGCCGGAGGACUUUGUUAAAUGCGUGAUUGUACCGUUAAAGAUAAAAACAGCUGCUAAGAAAUGUGAGGACCACAGGACGAUUAACUUAAUAUCGCAUGCAUCCCAGAUUAUGCUCAAGAUUCUGUCAAGAAGAUCGGAGAACAAAAAAACAGACGCAAUUGGACAAGAUCAAUUUGGUUUUAUAAUAGACGUGGAACAAGAGAAGCGAUAG
This is a messenger RNA of Penaeus chinensis, 453 nucleotides long. RefSeq lists its product as uncharacterized. Bases 1 to 453 code for a protein of 150 amino acids. NCBI's taxonomy places the organism in Eukaryota, Metazoa, Arthropoda, Malacostraca, Decapoda, Penaeidae. The record is from RefSeq and is a predicted model, not a curated record. The transcript has a single exon.